AUGGUGGUCGGAAGCGUCCUUGGAUACGCCGGACUCGGCUUCCUUACCCGCUGCUACGCACUCGGAUUGCAGAAGAGGAACAUCUUUGACAACCUCGGAGGCCACGCCAUGGUCAUGACGGCGUUUGGAGGACUGGGAUACUACUUCCACGGCCUCGAGGGACGACAAGAGGAGCUCAUCGCAAAGAAAAAGGAGCAGAUCCUCCAGAACCGCCAGAGGAUCUCGGACGCCGCUGCCGCCGCCUCCAGCCAGGAGUAG
Messenger RNA from Pseudozyma flocculosa PF-1, 258 nucleotides. RefSeq lists its product as uncharacterized. Lineage: Eukaryota; Fungi; Basidiomycota; Ustilaginomycetes; Ustilaginales; Ustilaginaceae. The coding region runs from base 1 to 258 and encodes 85 amino acids. The record is from RefSeq and is a predicted model, not a curated record. The transcript is spliced from 2 exons.